AUGAGAGGGGUCGCACCGCAAUUGUGGAUUUCACAAACUCCCAAACUUGUGCGAGCCUACCAUAAUGAAGGGAAGUUCCAUCCACCUGAGGCCGAGGAUGCGGUAGCUGCAGUAAAGAGCUGGGAAGACCGUCAUCAAGUCGAUUUAAGAAAACUGGCUGCAUUAAUCCAUAGGAUCAUCGAAGUUACAAAGGGCUGUGGAGGGGUUGCCACAAUCGGACGACAGGCUCAAAGCAAGAAGUUGACCAUUGACAAAGCAGAUAGAGACAGAAUGCUAUUUAUGGAUCUGUAG
Molecule: messenger RNA, 291 nt
Organism: Penicillium hordei
Lineage: Eukaryota; Fungi; Ascomycota; Eurotiomycetes; Eurotiales; Aspergillaceae
Exons: 1
Coding region: 1-291 (96 amino acids)
Source: RefSeq, a predicted model, not a curated record